This is a messenger RNA of Closterium sp. Yama58-4, 672 nucleotides long. The record is from the annotation of a GenBank genome assembly. Lineage: Eukaryota; Viridiplantae; Streptophyta; Zygnematophyceae; Desmidiales; Closteriaceae.
AUGUACGGCAUGCUGCCGACGUAUCCAGCGGCGGUUUGCCCUGGCCUGAGCACGGUGGAGCCUCCAAAAUCGGCAAGCUUCGCGACAAACGCGCAACGCGGAGCCACGUUGAAACCCGAUGCUAUUUUCGUCUCGGCUAUCACCGACGUUCGACAAACCGUCGAACUGAAACUGCACUUUUUCACUGGAACGAAGUGCUCGCCCGCUCGGAUCGGCGCGCCGGAGUUCGCGGCAGGGGUUCCGGCGCCGCGCUCAUUGGCCAACAACGGAGGCGAGAACGAACACGACGAUGGCGACGCGGGUGACGCGGAAGGUGAUGACGGGGAUGAGGGUGACGAUGCUGGGGAUGGGGGUGACGAUGGUACCGUUGACGAAGCCUUCAACGACAGCGACGAGGACUCCGAAAGGUUGACAGGGCCGAGGUGGAUAGCGUUACUAGUAGCGCUGCCAGCAGUUAUGCUGGACCCCGUGCCGCAACCCAGUGUAGUGUCCGUGUUUGGGUUUAGGUUGUUUGGGUUUUUUUCAGCUACUCCGCUCGAUUUCUCGAAUGACCAUGACGACUCGGACUCCGACUGGGAGUCAUGGCGCGACCCUCUGGGGCUGCGCUGGAAAAGCAGCACGUUAUCGGGCUUAACAUCUCGGUGCAGAAUACCUCGCUCGUGGCACUCUUGA